Molecule: messenger RNA, 3057 nt
Organism: Pungitius pungitius (ninespine stickleback)
Lineage: Eukaryota; Metazoa; Chordata; Actinopteri; Perciformes; Gasterosteidae
Gene: abhd3
Product: abhydrolase domain containing 3, phospholipase
Exons: 9
Coding region: 234-1475 (413 amino acids)
Biological process (GO): phosphatidylcholine metabolic process; medium-chain fatty acid catabolic process; medium-chain fatty acid biosynthetic process
Molecular function (GO): A2-type glycerophospholipase activity; acetylesterase activity; glycerophospholipid phospholipase A1 activity
Source: RefSeq, a predicted model, not a curated record
CCUGACUCUCUUAGAGGCGGCUGCACGCCGCACACCCCGCCGGCCACAGAGCGCCACCGCUCGCUGAUGCACAUGUUUAUAUAAACCCAACCACCUCUGGUCCCCUUGACUUGUCUCCUUCACGGCGGGCUCGCAGCCACACGCACGCCGCCGACUUCCCACAGAGCGAGACCGGGCCGGCUGUCCUCUCCGCGCGGGGGAAAAAGGGGAAGAAAACCCCCGGGGACCUUGCGAUGAUCUCGCUGGACUUUAAUUUCAACAUUUGGACGAGGGAUCUGUCACAUUAUCUGGAAAACCAAGUGAAAGUCGGGCUGUUCGGAUCGGGAGUGGGUCUGUCUCUGGUGCUGGGCUUUAGCGCAGCGUACACCUGCUACUACCUGCUCUCCGUAGCGAAGAAGCCGCAGCUCAUCUCUGGGGGUAAGAAGUUCUACCACUUCCUGAAGGAGCAAUGCCCGGUGGUGUCCGAGACCUACUACCCCACCUUCUGGUGCUGGGAGAGCCGCAUCCAGACCCUGCUGAGGCCCUUCGUCACCGCCAAACCCGGGGUCGUCUACCGAAAUGAGCUUAUUAAGGGAGCGGAUGGAGGACAGAUCUCCCUGGAUUGGUUCGACAACGACGACAGCGUCUCUCACCCCGACCCUGCCGCGAGGCCCACGGUCCUCCUGCUGCCCGGUCUGACCGGCACCAGCCGGGAGUCCUACAUCCUGCACAUGGUCCAGCAGAGCCGGGAUCUGGGCUAUAGAUGCGCGGUGUUCAACAACAGAGGGGUGUCCGGUGAAACACUGCUGACCCCGAGGACGUACUGCGCCGCCAACACGGAGGAUCUGGAGACCGUUAUUGAGCACAUCCAGAGGACCAAUGAAGCGGCUCCAAUCAUGGCCGCUGGGGUGUCCAUGGGCGGGAUGAUGCUGGUCAACUACCUGGGGCGCAAGGGCCGGAAGACGUGUCUGAAAGGGGUCAUAGUCUUCUCAGCGGGCUGGGAUGUGUUUGAGUGCACCGCUUCACUGGAAAAACCCCUGGACCGCUUCCUCUUCAACUCCUACCUCACCAGCUGCCUACAAGCCUCCGUGCACAGACACAGACCGGUGCUGGAAAAGUGUUACGACAUCGAUCAUAUCAUGAAGGCAAAGACCAUUCGAGAGUUUGAUGAGAGGUUCACCUCCAUAAUGUUUGGCUAUCCGACCAAUGAUGACUACUACCACGAUGCCAGUCCUGUCCACAAGCUGAAGUCUGUGCAGGUGCCAAUGCUGUGUCUGAACGCCGCUGAUGACGUCUUCUCCCCGUCUCACGCCAUUCCAGUGGAGGCGGUGAAGCAGAACCCCCACCUGGCCAUGCUCAUUACCUGUCACGGCGGCCAUAUUGGUUUCCUGGAGGGCCUGUGGCCCCGGCAGAGCACGUACAUGGACCGGGUCUACCGGCAGUUUACGAAGGCGGUCUUCGAGCAAGGCGGCGGACUCCAAGACCUCUCCCGAUGAGAGGGCCAAGGGUUCCGCUUGCCUUUCCUCCUUCGUUUCUUUAAUCUCUUCUUUCCUUUCUGAUAUUUACAAUUCCUCCUUGUAUCUCUGCCUUCCUUCGCCCAUUCCUUUGACGUUUCUACCCUUUCACCAAACGAGCCCUUCGUUCCGUCUCAUUCCACCCUCCCUUCAGUCCUUCCUGCUCCACCUAAUCCCCGUUCCACUUCCUUCCUUCCUUCCAUUGACUCUCUUUCUUUCUCUGCUCUCCGUCCUUCCGUUGAUUUCUUUCUCCUGCCACGGGCAAAACAUAAAGCGCCCCUAACAAAUCCUAUCAUUUUCUCCAGGAGCUAACACAACUGUACUGUACAUGAAGAUCCGAUCGUCUUUGUCAAUGAGCCUUCUGUACAUCCAUCAGUAGGAUUCUAGCCCUCAGGGAUUUUCUUUAUUGGCUCACGCAUCCUGCGAAGACUUAUUUUUUCAAUCCUACUCCUUUUGAGUAGUGGUUUGAGGUUUUAAAGCUAAAUGCUAUUUCAUGCUAUUUCCGUAGUUCAAGAAAUGUAGUUAAAAACGCUAAUCUGCAUUGUGAGAAGAGUCCAAACUACAAGUAGUAAUAAUAAUAAUAAGCGUAGAACAAAGAGUGGGGGGGGGGGGGUGGUCAGCCAUCCAAAAGCAACACCAUUUGUUUUUACCCUCAGAGCCAAGCUAGCUAUUUCCCCACAGCUUAGCUUAGCUAACCGGCUGCCUUAUUUUUCACAUACUGUACCGACCUGAGAGUGGAAUCUUUAUAGCGAUUCACAAAAUGUUGAUUUUUUAUUUUUCUUCUCCCCCUUCAACCUCCUGCAUGCACUUUUUAAUUUUCUCACACACUACCCUUAACGCACACCAAAUAGCUCUCAAACGUAUGAUGAUAAGGAGGAUAAGGAGGAAAAUUAAUUAACGACAAGGAAUGUGAAAUUGCACUAUUUCCGUUGAUUUUACCACUCAAAUCCCUCAAAGCGAGGCACGUCAUUUCCGCCCCCCCCCACCUCCCCCGAGGCCUGAACACAGUGGAACGAUUCCAACGAGGUUUCCUCAUGAAGGCGCUGUGCAGGACAGUCCAAGGGUCUGCACGCCGUUCACGUUGUGUGAUGUGGAGGAAGGAACCCACGCCGUCUCAAGAUGCACAGUCCAUAGGAACCGGGUGCUCAAGUUGUUUUUGGCCAACAAUGAUCAAGGGUCCGAGUGUGAGUUGGCAUCGACGAAAACGAAUCGGAUUUGACGGGCGGGCCGGACUCUCGGUGACGCUCUGACUUCUGACCUGUCCCUGUGGCGAGUAGCAUGCGUCUCAUCCGCCUCAUCGCGUCCCCCCACCCCGAACCCGUAGCAUCACUUCUGUAGCACAAAAAGGACACGCUUGUCUGUCUUUACGUUGGAUGCUGCAAUUCAUUUUGCACAUUAGAUGAAAAAAAAGAAGAAAAAAAAAAAAAAAAAGAUCUCGCAUCUUCAACCUGUGCAGCAGUAAGAUUUUAAAUUGACAAAAGAAAUGUCUGUAGUACAGUUCUCAGUAUGUGCACAUUAUCACUAUGAGUGUAAUAUGCUGUAUUUAAUAAAUUAUUAAACAGAA